Molecule: messenger RNA, 1745 nt
Organism: Botrytis cinerea B05.10
Lineage: Eukaryota; Fungi; Ascomycota; Leotiomycetes; Helotiales; Sclerotiniaceae
Gene: Bcnap1
Product: Bcnap1
Exons: 5
Coding region: 180-1376 (398 amino acids)
Biological process (GO): nucleosome assembly
Cellular component (GO): chromatin; nucleus
Molecular function (GO): chromatin binding; histone binding
Source: RefSeq, a predicted model, not a curated record
GGUAGCCCGCAAUCACAAUCUAAACAAAUCUUGGACGCUAAGAUCCAACAACUUCUCAACCUCCACCUCAAGAACUUUUCUUCUCAAGAACAUCGCCACGAGACAAAAUCUCUUACACCCCAAGAGAUACAUUCCUUUCUUUUAUCAACCUACUCAAGUAAUUUAAAAGAAUCGAAAAGAUGUCGGACAUUCCAAAGAAAAACAACCCCCAAACCGCCCCAACUCCUCAAAAUACCCCAAUGAACAACGCUCCUAUUUCAUCGCAUGCUCAGCAACCUGGUGUUGGCACGAUCAAGGAAGAGGAGUUCGACCGCGCUACAGCAGCCUCCAUUUUCGCACAAAACCCAAAACUUGUCGAAAUGAUUCAAGGAAAGCUUGGCUCCCUUGUAGGCCGUUCAUCCGGUUAUGUCGAGUCCCUCCCUACACCCGUUCGUCGUCGCGUUGCCGGCCUCAAGGGCGUUCAAAAAGAACAUUCGAAGUUAGAGGCCGAAUUCCAAGAAGAGGUAUUGGAGCUUGAGAAGAAGUACUUCGCCAAGUUCACUCCUCUUUACCAGAAGAGAGCUAAGAUCGUUAACGGUGAAGUCGAGCCUACCGAGGAGGAGAUUAAGUCGGGUGAGGAGGACGAUGAAGAGCACGACGCAGAGCAAGCCGAAAAGGUCGAUGAGUCCGCUGAGAAGAUUUCCGGUAUCCCAGAAUUCUGGCUGUCCGCCAUGAAGAACCAAGUUUCGCUUGCCGAGAUGAUCACAGAUAGAGAUGAGGCCGCCCUUAAGGACUUGACCGAUAUCCAAAUGGAAUACCUUGACAAACCAGGUUUCCGUUUGAUUUUCCAAUUUGCCGACAACGAGUUCUUCACUAACAAGACAAUCACCAAGACUUACUUCUAUCAGAACGAGAGUGGCUACGGUGGAGACUUCAUCUACGACCACGCUGAGGGUGACAAGAUCAACUGGAAGGAAGGCAAAGAUUUGACUGUCCGAGUUGAGAGCAAGAAGCAACGCAACAAGAACACAAAGCAAACCCGUGUUGUUAAGAAGACAGUCCCAACAGAGUCCUUCUUCAACUUCUUCUCCCCACCAAAGGCACCUACCGACGAAGACGAUGAUGACUUGGCUUCGGAUAUCGAGGAGCGCCUUGAGCUUGAUUACCAGUUGGGUGAGGAUAUUAAGGAGAAGCUUAUUCCACGUGCAAUCGAUUGGUUCACUGGUGAGGCACUUCAAUUCGAGGAAUUGGAUGACGAUUUGGAGGAAGGCGAUUUUGAGGAUGAAGACGAUGAGGAAGAUAUGAGUGAAGACCGUGAUGAUGAUGAAGAUGAGUCGGAUGAGGAUGAUGAUGCUGCAAAGCCCAAGCAAGAGGCUGCUGAGUGUAAGCAGAGUUAAAUGAAGUUUUGAGGGUUAUCGACAUUUUCACUCCCUGACUACCUUUCCAAAAGAACGACGUUCUUGGCCUAAGAGUACCUCCGAAGUGCUUUUGGCACAUAAAGUCGUUCAGGAAGCAUAGUCCGCAAUUGCAUAGGUGUUUUUCCAAACUGCAUUUUUGAUCCGGUAUUUUACUCGCUUCUAUUAGAAUAGCCUAAUUGCUUAAGAAGCUUACAUCCCUUCCAUAUUUUUGAUCUCUAUUUUCCACUGGUAAUUCCCAUGGAGUAUGUAGAUUUCUUCCUAGGAAAAGUCAAAUGACAAUCACGAUUCCAUUCAAGUCCACAUUAGUUUCUGCAUUUGUGAGGAAAAUAAAUAGACAGAGGUUGUUCA